Molecule: messenger RNA, 1377 nt
Organism: Diorhabda carinulata
Lineage: Eukaryota; Metazoa; Arthropoda; Insecta; Coleoptera; Chrysomelidae
Product: solute carrier family 25 member 44
Exons: 6
Coding region: 182-1159 (325 amino acids)
Biological process (GO): branched-chain amino acid catabolic process
Cellular component (GO): mitochondrion
Molecular function (GO): branched-chain amino acid transmembrane transporter activity
Source: RefSeq, a predicted model, not a curated record
AACCAUCAUAUGACAUUCUAUAUGGUGUUUAAAUGCAAAGGGUAAUUUGCAGGUGGUUUUUACAAGAAAUGGCCACGUAAAAUAUAAAAUGCGCGAGUCCUCAAAUAUGUUAGUAAUAAUGUCAUACGUUUUAUACAUUCUUAUUCUACGGUAAUAUUUAUCGAUAUAGUAAAUUAUCAAAAUGGAUUUUUAUUCGCUGGUUCCCGAAGGUAGCGAUGACAAUAAAAUAAUAAGGACCAUAGAAUGGGAUAUGAUGGACAAAACGAAAUUUUUCCCAUUAUCCAUGCUGAGUUCAUUUAGCGUUAGAUGUGCACUUUAUCCUUUAACGUUAAUAAAAACUAGGUUACAAAUUCAAAAGCACAAUGAUUUAUACACGGGUAUAUUUGAUGCCUAUGGUAAAAUAUAUAGGUAUGAAGGAUUUUCUGGUCUAUAUAGGGGAUUUUGGGUAUCUUCUGUACAAAUUGUUAGUGGUGUAUUUUAUAUCUCAACCUAUGAAGGAGUGAGACAUAUUUUACACAAGAAAAAAGUACAUUCUAGUUUAAGAGCCCUUAUAGCUGGAGGAUGCGCUUCAUUAGUUGGUCAAACUAUUAUAGUACCUUUUGAUGUUCUUAGUCAACAUCUAAUGAUGAUGGGAGUUAACGGUAGAGAGGAAAAAGCUUUUAACCAUUUGGGAAUAAAAAUUCAAUCAAAUAAAAGUAAAUUUGCUUUAACAAUAGAUGUAAUGAAACACAUAUUUAAAAUGGAUGGUAUUGCUGGUUUUUAUAGGGGCUAUUGGGCAAGUUUAUCUGCCUAUGUUCCAAACUCAGCUUUAUGGUGGGGAUUCUACCACUUUUAUCAAGACCAAUUAUUUUAUGUACUGCCCAGUUGGUUCUCCCAUCUUCUCCUUCAAAGUAUCUCCGGAACAUUAGGUGGAUUUACUACAACAGUUUUAACGAAUCCAUUAGAUGUAGUUAGAGCAAGGUUACAAGUCCAAAGAAUAGGUUCAAUGCGCACAGCAUUUAGAGAUUUAUGGGUAGAAGAAGGUCUCAAUAUGUUCACCAAAGGUCUAAGUGCAAGACUUAUACAAUCGGCCACGUUUAGUUUUAGUAUAAUAGUUGGUUAUGAAACAAUUAAAAGAAUAUCAGUUAAUGAAGAAUAUAAACAGUUUGUUAAAUGGUGAUAACUAUCUAUUAAUAGUGUAGUUUUAGAUAAUUACCAGGCUGUGUAUCUUCAAAAAUAUACUGUGCCGAAUUUAUUUUAUUGUUAAAUUUGAUUUUAUCUUAUAUUACCAUUAAAUUUAUAGUUUAUUUAUUGAACAUUUGUAUAUAUAAAGUAUUUAUUACAUUAUAAAAUGUUAGAAUUGUUAUUUAUUAAUAAAGUACCUAUUAUCUACUACCA